Molecule: messenger RNA, 1457 nt
Organism: Benincasa hispida (wax gourd)
Lineage: Eukaryota; Viridiplantae; Streptophyta; Magnoliopsida; Cucurbitales; Cucurbitaceae
Product: protein WVD2-like 3
Biological process (GO): microtubule cytoskeleton organization
Molecular function (GO): microtubule binding
Source: RefSeq, a predicted model, not a curated record
GGCACCGACGCGGCAAUGGGUUUAUAUAAACAAGGAACAGAAACAGGACGCACUCGAACACCGUUCUUGGAAUCGCGACUUCACUCUGAUGCCUUAAUACAAUCCCAAGCAAUCAACAGUAUUAUGGAGAUGGAAGGUACAGAUAUUUGCAUGGACAAAGAGCCAGAUCAUGUAAUAACAUAUUCCGCUGGAGGAGUUCCUCACGUUUCAUCUUGUGAAGAUAGCCUCAGUCAUCAAGAUGUCAUGGAGUCUUUUGGCGAAAUAAAUGAUAUCAGCAAUUCAGAAGAGGGAAGCGAAGCAAAGGAAUAUGAAGUGAAGGAAUGCACAAAUGAAAAAUCAAUCAAGAUUCCUGGACUGCACCUUUCAGAGAAACCUGACGAACAGCAAAAUGUGGUCUGCUUGAAUAAUGAGAAAGAGAGACGGGAGGAGAAGGUGCUACAGGAGGGAAAGAAUGAUGACAAGUCUCUUUUAACUGUGAACUCAUUGAAAUCUUCUGCUGGAAAUGCUCGUACAAGACACACUGUUCCGCAGCCAUUUGCCUUAGCAACAGAAAAGCGUGCUUCAUGUGGUACUCGACCUCCCAAUGUUAUCGCCACUGAAAAAUCUACCAAAAACAAUGUUAGGCCUGCAAAGGCCAAAUCAAAUCAGCCUGCAUCACCUAGGGUGCUGAGGAAGCCACUGCAACCUACUAACAAGAAGCAUGCUGAUGAGGAAGAUUCCUGCUCGGUAGUUUCCAUCAGUGCAGCAUCAUCUCGGGCUAUUAAGACCAGAAUUACUGUUGCAUCAGCUCCUGCAUUUAGAUGCACAGAGCGUGCAGAGAAAAGAAAGGAGUUUAAUUCGAAAUUGGAGGAAAAACUCCAGGCUCUGGUGGCUGAGAAGACUGAGUGUGAGACGAGGUCCAAGGAAGAGACCGAGGCCGCUAUCAAACAACUAAGAAAGAGUUUAUUAUUCAAAGCAAAUCCAAUGCCAAGCUUCUACCAUGAUGGGCCUCCUCCUAAGGCUGAGCUGAAAAAGCUCCCACCAACUCGUGCUAAGUCACCUAAACUUGGCCGACGUAAGGGUUCGAAUGAUGCUGUUCAUUCAUCAUAUGGAGACAAGAUAAAAGUCAGUUCUGGCAAGGGAAAUGGCCGCCGUAGCCGUACAAGCAGUUACAACAGAGAUAUUAUUGCAUUGGAUUCCAUUGGGGAUCAGAGCAAUGUCUUUCGCUUUGUAGAAAACGAGCUGAAGCAAGGAGGAGCUUUUCACGAGGUGAUUCCUACUGAUGUAAAUGGUCCAAAGAAUAUGAAUAUUUCUGUCCAGUCUUGAGUUUGUGACGAACUUCCAAGUCUCUUCUAUCAUGCUUACUAUGUCUAGCAUUUUUCAAGAGUUCAUUGCGGUGGUUUAUGUAAUUUAUGAAAUGUAAAUUUAUGUAAUUUAUAUCGUUUGAUAAUGCGGAAACAUUUUACUUCCAGAUAAAA